Prosopis cineraria is the source of this 1079-nucleotide messenger RNA. RefSeq names its product protein PELPK1-like. Lineage: Eukaryota; Viridiplantae; Streptophyta; Magnoliopsida; Fabales; Fabaceae. The record is from RefSeq and is a predicted model, not a curated record. The transcript has a single exon.
AAACAUAAUCACAAGCAUAGAAAAACCAAUUGGGAAAACGAUUACAUGGCUUCCGACAGUUUUUCUUCUCUCGCCAUAUUGUUACCCCUUCUGCUUUUGAGUUUCUCUUCAAUAACCAGCCAUGUAAAGGUUGAAGGGGCAAGAAUUCUUGAAUCAUCUUUGCCAGAGCCAAAAUUACCUGAGUUGCCUCCACUCCCUAAGCUCGAGCUGUCUCAAGUUCCUGAACUGCCUAAACCAGAGUUAUCCCGUGUACCUAAGGUCGAGUUGCCACCAUUUCCAAAGCUACAAGUGCCUGAACUUCCAAAAUUGCCUGAAACCCCUGAAAUUCCUAAGCCUCCAGAGUUACCAAAAUUUCCUGAAAUUCCAAAGCCAAGGAUGCCUAAAGUUCCAGAAAUUCCUAAAUUACCUGAGUUUCCUGUGAUGCCCAUGGUAAAAGUACCAGAAAUUCCUAAGCCAAAUUUGCCUGAGGUGCCAAAGCCAGAAGUAAAAAGAGUCCUAGAAAUUCCUAAGCCAGAAUUUCCUGAAAUCCCUGAAAUUCCUGAGCCAGAGAUGCCAAAAGUCUCUAAAAUUUCCGAGCUAGAGGUGCGUAAGGUCCCAGAAAUUCCCAAGCCAGAAUUGCCUAAAGUCCCAGAAAUUUCCAAGCCAGACAUACCAAAAGUCCCAGAAAUUCCAAAGUCAGAAUUGCCUAACGUCCCUGAAAUUCCUAAGCUAGAGUUACCAGAAGUCCCUGAAAUUUCCAAGCUAGAGAUGCCUAAAGUCCUAGAAAUUCCCAAACCAGAAUUGCCUAAGGUCUGAGAAAUUCCUAUGCCAGAAAUGCCAAAAGUCCCCGGAAUUCCCAAGCCAGAAUUGCAUCAACUUCCUAAGGUUGAGCUGCCACCAUUACCAAAGCCUGAGUUUGCCGCUGUGCCAAAGCCAGACGUUCCCAAGAUUCCUGAAUUUCCAAAACCCCACUGAACUAUCAUUUCUUAAACAAGGAUAUUACUUAUUUCCCCUAGCUUAUAUUCAUCAGAUGUAAUAAAUGGGUUAAAUUGCUCUCGUGAGUCAAUUUAGUAAUAUAAUUUCUGUAUAACUUGUCGUUA